Molecule: messenger RNA, 1059 nt
Organism: Emericellopsis atlantica
Lineage: Eukaryota; Fungi; Ascomycota; Sordariomycetes; Hypocreales; Bionectriaceae
Product: TAP42-like protein
Exons: 1
Coding region: 1-1059 (352 amino acids)
Biological process (GO): regulation of signal transduction; regulation of dephosphorylation
Cellular component (GO): cytosol
Molecular function (GO): protein phosphatase 2A binding
Source: RefSeq, a predicted model, not a curated record
AUGGACCCUUUAGAUACCCCCCAGACGCUAUCGUCACUACUAGAAGCCACUGAGAAGCAACGAACCGAUCUCGAGUCGCGCGCAGACGCUACCUCUGCCGCCUAUGCCGCCGAUGUCGAAUCCACCAUCGCCCUGCAUCAACAACUUCUCGAAACCCUCGCUGCUGCUUCAGUAUUCUCCGUCAACGAGACGCUCGAUGAUGUUGCCACGUCCGAACUGCCCUAUAUGCUCACCGCAUAUCACAUGGCUGAGCUGAUGGAGCGCGCGCCCGGGCACAACAAGCCCAGCGAACGGGUGCAGCACCUGAAGAAGACGAAGAGGAUAUACGACCUGUUCCUCAACCUCGUCGAAUCAUACGGCCUCGUCGAACCACCUUACAACAAACUCCUAGACAGAUACCGCGAAGAGGACGAUGAGUUUGGGGUGGUGCCGCGGGGCAUGGACAUGUCUGCCAAGCGCAACACAAAGAUCGCCGCCUUCAAGGCCGAGAAGCAGCUCAAGACAAAGCUCGAGGCGCUGCGCAAGAACCCACGCUAUCUGCAGAACGGAGAUGAGGAGGUCAUCAGGGAGGUCUACCUGACCAACGUGGCGUACCGGCUACACAAGACAUUCCACGCGCUGGACUCGAUCAAUAGGGAAAUUGACAUGUUGAAGGCGGUGCCCGACCAGCCAGAGCAGCGGCUGAAGGAGAUAGAAGAGCGUGACGACGACACGAGGCUCGACGGACCCAUGCGCAUGAAGCCAGGCACGGGGGGGCCGUUGCUGUCGAAAGCUGGGAAACCGCUGCAGCCGUUCACGCUGCUGGGCGCCAACGCGAGGGGGGAGCGCACAAAGGGCGUCUUCCGCUCGGGCCACAACCUGCCCACCAUGACGAUUGAUGAGUAUCUCGAGGAGGAGAGACGGCAAGGCAACAUCAUCGAGGGCGGGGAGGAGCCGAAGAAGGUCAUUGAUGAGGAUGACUACGAGGCGAUGGAGAGGGAAAUGUACAAGGCCAGAGACUGGGACGAGUUCAAGGACAACAACCCCAAAGGCUCGGGAAAUACGAUGAACAUGGGCUGA